GACAAUGAUUAUAUAUGAUACUACUAUAUAUUACGGUACAGCCUAUGUAUAAAGUAAAAGCCUGACUGAUAUCGCCGGUUCGUUUAUCUGAGUAGAAUUUUGAUGUAGUUGAGAUUCCCUUUUCGCUUUAAAUUUGCUGAAACACCAGUAUCCACUAGUGGUACCCUACAAUGUGUCGAGUUUGGUUACGAUGAAAUUGUGAAAACGGUCUUGCGGAGUGGGAGGGAGGAAGACAGCGCGAGCAGCUUCCCCUUGUUGUACACCUUGCCCGGAAAGGGGACGUCGCGGCCGGAGACCUUUCUGAUGGAUGGAACUAAUUCAGCGAAUCAGAGAUGGUAAAUGCGAUAAAUUUGUGGUUAUUCUUUUAAUGGCGUGAAAUCCUCAAAAACCCAAGGGAAUUACCAAUCUGCAGAAGGAUCAGCCCCACACAUUAAAGAGGUCGAACUGACACUGUACUUGAGUUAACCGCUGUGAGGCCGAGAGUCCCAGGAUGGGCUCCGUGGGAGCAGAGAGGCGCAGGCAGGCCACCCCCGUCCUGACCCCAGAGGGUAACGUGGUGAUGAGCUUUAGCUUUGAGAGCUACCAGCUGGAGGAAGAGGACUGCCAGGCUAAGGAUAUCCCAGACAAAGGGGUCCUGACCUUCACAGAGCCAGCCUUUGAAGAGCCUAUGCCAGAUGACCGCUAUCAUGGGAUUUACUUCGCUAUGCUUCUUGCUGGAGUUGGGUUCCUGCUGCCUUACAAUAGCUUCAUCACUGAUGUGGACUACCUACAUUGGAAAUUCCGAGGGACGUCAAUCGUGUUUGACAUGAGCCUGACGUACAUCCUUGUGGCGCUGGUUGCUGUGAUCCUGAACAACGCCCUGGUGGAGAUGCUUAGCUUGCACACCAGGAUUACAGUGGGGUACCUGUUUGCCCUGGGGCCCCUCCUCUUUGUGAGCAUCUGUGAUGUCUGGCUGGAGCAGUUCACAACCAAGCAGGCCUAUGUUGUCAACCUGGUGGCUGUAGGAGUGGUGGCAUUUGGAUGUACAGUUCAGCAGUCCAGUUUCUAUGGUUACACUGGAAUGCUUCCAAAGAGGUACACGCAAGGAGUGAUGACUGGAGAGAGCACAGCAGGUGUGAUAAUUUCCCUGAGCCGCAUUUUCACCAAGCUGCUAAUUAAGAACGAGAAGAAAAACACCAUCAUCUUCUUCUUCUUCUCCGUCAGCAUGGAGCUGAUGUGCUUUGUGCUUCACCUCUUGGUUCGCCGGACGCGCUUUGUCCGGUACUACACCAAACGCUCCUGUCACGACCACGCUGAGAUGAGGGGUCACGCCGACCCAGGCACCGGAUACAGGGUCCACCAUGACGCCAGUACAGAGGAAGUAAGAUUUGAUAAUGGUGCAGUGGGUGCAUCCCCUUCAGAAUUUGGAAAUGAAGUUGAAAUUGCUGGCGGUGGCACAUACAUGAGAUUUGAUGUCCCUAAGCCAAAAAAAAAGAAGAGCUGGCCUAGCAUAAGAGACAUGAUCCUGCAUCGUUAUGUGGUCUCACGUGUGAUCUGGACCUACAUGCUAUCCAUUGCGGUCACCUACUUCAUCACUCUCUGCCUGUUCCCGGGACUGGAGUCGGAGAUCCACAAUGCCACAUUGGAGGAUUGGCUGCCAAUCCUCAUUAUGGCCAUCUUCAACAUGUCCGACUUUGUUGGCAAAAUCCUGGCGGCGCUGCCGUAUGACUGGAAAGGCAGCCGGCUUCUCCUGUUCUCCUGCGUCCGUGUGGUUUUCAUCCCGCUCUUCGUCAUGUGCGUCUACCCCGUCGGGAGCCCCACCCUCAGCCACCCCGCCUGGCCCUGCGUGUUCUCCCUCCUCAUGGGCAUCAGCAACGGCUACUUUGGAAGCGUGCCCAUGAUCCUGGCAGCGGGGAAGGUUGUGCCGGAGCAAAGGGAGCUGGCAGGCAACACAAUGACUGUGUCCUACAUGACAGGUCUGAUGUUGGGAUCUGCAGUUGCCUACUUCGCCUACGGCAUCAUAGCGAACGGAUCCACCCCCCACGCAGAAGCACUGCACAACUCCACCUCAGGGUAGUCAAAAAGGCAGGAGAAGGGCCGCAGCCAGUAGUACCACACCAAUGAAAUACAUUAGAAUUAACAUUUUAUGGUGGCCGCAUUUCGGAAGCAAAAAGGUAACGACAUUGAUAGCCAGCAGAGCUUGACCACUCAGCAGGUUUAUGUGGAACUGAUCUAAACUCUCUCUCUUCCUCGUGAUUGUUUUUAAUACAAAUUUUAAGAUGUAGACUUUUUAAAAAAGAAUGGCGGUUAUGUUGCCAGUGCUUUACUCUGCUGCCGUGUUCUGUGUCUUAUGACCUCAUUUUCUAUCUCAUGCUGCCUUUCAGAAGGUGUGUGGCAUCCUGUAUCAUAAAUAGGGCCACGACUUUGUCUCCACCAUGUGACCUGCUGGGAUUUAAACUUGUAUUUCAAUGGUUAUCCUCCAGGGGUCCCCAUAGGCACUCCAGCAGCACAGUCAAGUGGGUAUUCAUACAGUUGAGUUAAUAAUUGGUCAAUCUAACAUGGGGAGAGUCUGAAAGGAAAGUAAACAUGGAUGGAUGUUUAAAUGCUAUGAAAAGCAUGUCUUUGAGCCAGUGGUCCUCACUCCUGGUCCUGGAGAGCUGCAGGGUCUGCUAGCUUUCGUUGUUACUCAGCACUUCAGUAGCACAGCAAUUAUUCAAUUAAAAUGGUUUAUUACAGUUAACUCAGGUCACCUGGUUUCUUGUGUCUGAGUCAGUUGCUGCUCUUAAGGAAAGAACAAUAACCAGCAGACUCUGUGGCUCUCCAGGACCAGUAAUGAGUUAUUGCUGCAGUAGAAAAGAAAAAUGCAACCCUAUAAAACAGGGAUGUCCAGUCGUAUCCAAAAAGGGCCGCUGUGGGUGCAGCUUUUUGUCCCAGCGCUAAGACACCUGAUUCUACAUAAAGUCUUGAUUGAAGACCAUGAUUAGUUAAUUAGUUGAAUCAUUCAUUAAUUUUUUAAGACUUUUAGUGCAGGUUAAAUGUUAUAUAACUGCUCUAAUUUUUAAUGUGGACAUUUCCCACUGCUUCUAACAAAAAUCAUACCCCUGUAUAACAUUUACUGCAGCAUGUACAAUCAAACUGAAUUGAACAUGCAAGUGUUGCUUGUGAACAUUGCUGUCAACCAUUGUCUCUGCUUAAUUAUUUGCAAAUACUUUAUCAACUUAUAGAAUAAAGAAUACUGAGGUGGCACAAAUGGGAUAAUUGUUUGAGAAGGGGCUUGACAAAGAGGGUGUCAUGACCUCUAGCCACUGGAGGACUGAAGUACCAUGCGAAAAAGAAGUGGGGCGAAGAGGUGGCCCUGGUCAUAACGACUUAUACAUUCAUUCCAUGUUGCCUUGCUAUUUAUUCAUGUAUGUUUUUUAUGAGGGUUUUGUUGUACAAAGGUAGGACCGUUUAGUUCCACCCAUACUAUUAUGUUGCUUACUCAUAUCUGAAACCUGAGGAAACUUUAUGAAAUUUUAUGAUUGCCUAGUUGCAUUUUCUGCAACUGCACCUAGUCAAUCAUGUUUUCCUGAAGGGACUUUCUGUAGUAUUGAAGGGACUCUAGUUAAUUGCUAGGGUGCUUCAGAAUGAAACCUGUCCUCAAAUCCCCUCCCGAAUACAAAUUAAAUGUUGUUGUCUGUGAAUGAAAAAAAUACAUUUUUCUUUUCUA
Molecule: messenger RNA, 3688 nt
Organism: Anguilla rostrata (American eel)
Lineage: Eukaryota; Metazoa; Chordata; Actinopteri; Anguilliformes; Anguillidae
Product: equilibrative nucleoside transporter 4-like
Exons: 11
Coding region: 491-2056 (521 amino acids)
Biological process (GO): nucleoside transmembrane transport
Cellular component (GO): plasma membrane
Molecular function (GO): monoamine transmembrane transporter activity; nucleoside transmembrane transporter activity
Source: RefSeq, a predicted model, not a curated record